UUCCGUGCUUUUCCGGAAGUGAAAAUGGCUUCCUGCAGCAACAGACGGGACGACAAAAUGAGAAAUUCUGGCGGAGACGUCUCAAAAACAGACCUGUUGCUUCACCCCGAACUUCUGUCUCGGGAUUUUCUAAAACUCGUCUUACACGAGAAAAAGAUACAGACAGAUGACAUUGAAGACCCUGACCACCUUACUGAGUUGUACAUCCAGCAUGUUAUCCCACUUCCGCAGCGAGAACUCCCCAAAAACAGGUGGGGGAAAAGAAUAGAGCAAAAAAACCCACGCCAGAGCUCAAGCACUGCACACAGCUCGAGCACAGAUAGUGGCAGGAAGAGGCCCUUGAUUGUGUUUGAUGGCAGCUCCACCAAAACUGGCGGCAUUAAAUUAAAGCGAGCUGAUGAUUUACCAGUUACAGAUCGCUUAAAGUCCCCACCUUCCAACAUCAGUCUCAGUAACCCUAUACGUAAACUUUCAGGGUCCUCCCCAAACUCAUCUUUGUCCCGGGCCUCAGCAGGAAGUGUCAGGAGUCCUACAGGAAAUGGCAGCCUAAAUAUCUCCUCAUCUGCAUCUCCAGUACAGUCCAGCUGCAUGAGCACAAAGCUAAAGCGAGGAGCAUCAAAUUCAGGAGUUCCUGAAAGCCCUGAGCUCAAAUCCCCUGAGGUGAAAAAGAAGAUUCAGCAUGUCACAUGGCCAUGACUUCUGUCCAUCUGUCAAAAGUGCUAGCAGAAAGAAGUGCCUUUCUGCAUUCUGAUGGUUGUGUCUCACUUGACCAUGUGUCCUGUGGCAGAAGAGGCCAUAAUGGGGACAAUGAGCACGUGCAUCUGAAUUCGGAUGUCCACCAUUCCCAUGUCCCACGUGCUCUAUGAGAUCCUCCUAGGUGUGCCAAGAGAGUGUUAAAAGACUUUCCUCAUGAGCAUCUUUUGACUGGUGUUGUACUUGAGGCUUUAAAAAAAAACAAGGAUGGCUUUCUCUUUUAAACGCUGUAAAAAUGUAUUUUUUACUUCAAUAAACAAUGAUCUGUUCAUCACAUCUUUCUAAUUAUGCAACCCAUGAAGUUAUAUCUAUAACAAAUAAAUAUGUUUUUCCAUUGUGUACUUUAACACACAUUUUAUGAUCGAAUACCAGUUGGGGGAGGACAUACAGGGUAGCUGUUGUGCAUUUUCAUCUGAAUGUAUGUACAGGUUUUAUUUGGUUUAGCUGGGAGCUGGGUAAUAAAAAACAGCACAUAAGCAAAAGUUUUAGUUAUUAGCCUAUCCAGUGCUCACAUUAAGCUCUAGAUGGGGCUGUUUCUCUUUU
This is a messenger RNA of Clarias gariepinus (North African catfish), 1296 nucleotides long. It is a transcript of the gene tslig2, whose product is annotated as chromosome 5 C2orf49 homolog. The record is from RefSeq and is a predicted model, not a curated record. The transcript is spliced from 4 exons. Gene Ontology annotation, biological process: embryonic morphogenesis. Gene Ontology annotation, cellular component: tRNA-splicing ligase complex. NCBI's taxonomy places the organism in Eukaryota, Metazoa, Chordata, Actinopteri, Siluriformes, Clariidae. Bases 25 to 696 code for a protein of 223 amino acids.